Messenger RNA from Closterium sp. NIES-67, 1565 nucleotides. The record is from the annotation of a GenBank genome assembly. NCBI's taxonomy places the organism in Eukaryota, Viridiplantae, Streptophyta, Zygnematophyceae, Desmidiales, Closteriaceae.
UAUUACAUACAAGCUCGUCCAGAUGUUAUGGGAGCAAUCAGGAGGAGUUCAACCAGGUGUGCUGUCCUGACCACUGCUCCGAAGGCAGCUCCACCACCCUUUCAGAAAAUAGGUACACAGUACAGUAUGUGUUACUCACUGCAACUUCUAUGUAGGCAUUCGUGCUGGCACCCUAGCACGGAGUUUUAGAGCUCAGCAUAAGUAACCAGCAGAGCAAAGUGAUUCCCUUCCCACAGACCGCUAACGAGUCAGUGCAAGUAGAAAUUUCCGCGUCAAUUUCAUCCACACUUGCAAGCAAUCCCUCUCGCGUUCGACAUCGCUUUACAAAUACGAUCUUCUCUCUUCGAUCUUCCCUCGUCGACCGCUGUAUGUCAUCCAUUGAGUUCAUGGCAAUGCCGCUAGAUCGCUCCUUCACCAGUGCCUCUCAGAAGCCAGCCUCCAAUUCAACGUUUUCCCGCGCGCAGCCCGCCAUGCUCCUGCAGCAGCUGUCGCGCGACCCCGUGCAGCGGGAGGAGCAGCUCGGCGUGUUGCUCCAAGACAGGCCCGCCGGCGCCGCCCUCCCCGCCUGGCUCCUCGCGCACACCAACCCCGCCGCCGCCGCUGCCGCUGGCGCCCUCCGCGCACGGCCCGCGGCGGACUACGCAUAUCCGAACGUGUCGCCCAGCUCGCCCCUUCCGCCGCUCCCCCGCGACAUCCACAACGACCAGGUGCUUUUCCGACCCACCGCCAUCCGCGCUUCCCCCACCAGCGGCGGCGCCGACGAGGCUCGCGCGGACGAGCUUGCGCUCCGCGGGGAGAUGCCUGGGAUGGAGGCGCAAGGAAAGAAGCGGAGAUUUGCGGAAGCGGCGGCGGAGGAAGAGGAGGUGAAUAGCAGCCAUCGCAAGUCGCCGCUACGCUCAUCGUCGAAGCGACCCGCGUUCAACCACGCAGCGGAGCCCGUCGCGUCAAGAUUCUCGCCGAACGAGGAAACCUUGGGGACUCAUGGAGCUCCGUCGAGCGCGUUACAAUCCGGCGCUGCGCUCAGCCUGGCGGAACGCCUCGCCCGCUACGACCAGCUGACGGUGUCCCUCCGCUCGUCCCUCCCGCACGGCAACCUAAGCAAGUGGGACGUGGCGGUGGGGCGGCUGCGGGAGCGCGUGGCGCAAAAGCCGGAGUUCGGAAGCAACGUGAACCAGUUCCUCGUGUUCCUCCACAACCAGCUGCGCGGUUCCCAGCAGCCCUCCGCGCGCGCGGCCCUGCACCAGUUCGCGGCGCUGAUGCGCGCCAAGUGCCAGCAGAACCAGGAGCAGUCGGAAGAUGGUAACCAGAGCGGGGCGGGGGUGACGAGGGUGGCGCAGGGAAUGUUGGGGGCGAGCAGCAGGCAUGCGUUGAAUCGAACUACGGAAGGGUUGGGUACGGUGGAAUGCGAUGGGGGAGCUUUGCCAGAUAGAAAAGUGGAGCUCCAGUGGCUUCUCCGGUAAAAGCUCACGACUAUUUCUAGUUUAUGAUUAGAAGUUGCAUGACAAAUGAAACUGCUUGUAUUUAUGAUGAGCUAUGGCCGAUGUUUAUAGACCCACGCCACGAUA